UGCUGUCAUCAAAAGUUGAGGAAAUGUUUUUGACAAGUCGAGUUAAAUCGGUGGACCUUCAAAACGUGGCUAUUGGCAGCUCUUCACAGUGGAAGUGUUCAGAUUUGGAAUUACGAGAGUCAGCUGCUUCUGAAGUCUUUCAAAAUAUGUGAUUUGCCAGUGCGCGCUGCCAAGUUUAUUUCACGCAAAAACUGCAUUGUUACCGGCUCAGAUGACAUGCAUGUCAGAAUUUUCGACUACAGCACCUCGCACUAAGUCCACCAAUUUGAGGCUCAUUCGGACUAUCUCAGGUAGGUGGAAUGGUGCAUUUAUGCAAAUAUGUUAUAUUACAUCGAAUUUUUGCAUUCGUUUUUGUACAUCACAUUUGUACUUUUUUGUUUUUUCUUUGUGUGUUUUCCUUUAUUGCCUC
This is a messenger RNA of Cylicocyclus nassatus, 409 nucleotides long. Lineage: Eukaryota; Metazoa; Nematoda; Chromadorea; Rhabditida; Strongylidae. The record is from the annotation of a GenBank genome assembly.